GGCAGGCACCUCGUGUUCACGAGAGUACAUGAAGGCAACACGAGCUCACACUCAAUGAAAGAGAGCUUGAGGAAACAAGACUAGUGCAUUUUAUUAUAGACUCGCAUGCUUUUUAGUUUGGGAUUUUUACAUUGUGGUAUUUGACUGUUGUUGUUUUUUUUUUUUUAUUGAGUUUAAGUCAAUUUUGUGUUUGUUUUAUUUCACCAAUGACCUUCCAGGCGAUCUGGGUCAUGGUCAUGCUGUUUGGCAUCCUGAACGUGACCUCCUCUGAGGUGUUCAGGUGUCCGAAAAUCUGCAGCUGCACUGCCUCCAGUUUCCAAUGCAGCAAUGUGACUCAACUGACCUCUAAGAAUGGGACAUCACCUGUGUCCCUGCUAAUGCUCACAAACGUGAAUUUGACAGAGGUUCCGACCCAUGCCUUCACAGGGCUGGUCAGCAUAAGAAAAAUUUUGGUCUCCUACAGCGAGCACAUCACACUGAUACGAACACGCGCCUUCUUCUUCAUCCGUGGCCUGAAGGAAAUCAUUGUGGAAGGUCUGAUAAAUCUGAGGACAAUUGAAAAGGGUGCAUUCACUGACCUGCCUGAUUUGAAAUAUUUGCGCAUCUAUAACACCGGCCUGCGGCACUUGCCAGACUUCUCCACUAUAUCCUUUGCGAGAACUGAAUUUGUCCUAUCCAUGGAAGACAACGUGGAGAUCAAAAGAAUCCCUGCCAAUGCCUUUCAUGGUUUGGCAAAGAUGACAUUUGACAUAGCCCUGGUGAGUUGCAGUAUCAAGGAAGUUGAUAGUUUUGCAUUCAAUGGAACCAACAUCCGAAAACUAGAUUUAAGUAACAACAGAUUUCUUCGAAAGCUUCCAGAUGAUGCUUUUGAGGGAACCACUGGUCCGCUUUCUCUGGAUGUGUCCUCCACAGCUUUGAGCUUCCUCCCCGAGACAGGGAUGCGGCAUCUAAAAAAACUAAAAGCUACAUCUGCUUUUGCUCUCAAGCGCCUUCCUCCGCUGAACAGCCUGGCUGAGCUGCAGCAAGCCGACAUCACGUACCCGUGCCAAUGCUGUGCUUUCUACUCCUGGUAUAGCAAACGCAGGCAGGAGACCAUGAAUAAUUCAUCAGCUUUUUGCAAAACAAUCCAACGGGUAUUAAAAGACGGUACAGGAUACAACCUCUACAAUGAUCAUCCAGAACUGGAAGAUAUUUGUCCCACAUACGCAGACGUCAAGUGUACACCGAAGCCAGACGCCCUCAAUCCUUGCGAGGACCUCCUGGGCCCCAUCCUGGGCCACUUCACAUGGAUAAUCGCUUUUUUUACCGUCUUUGGCAACAUCGCUGUGCUGAUGCACCUGCUCCUUACCCGCCACAAGCUAACCAUCUCCAAAUUCCUCAUAUGCAACCUAGCCUUGGCCGACAUGUGCAUGGGCAUCUACCUGAUGCUCAUCGCCUUCAAGGACUGUGACUCUCGCCGUGAGUACUUUAACUACGCCGCUGCCUGGCAGACGGGCCCAGGAUGUGGCAUAGCAGGCUUCCUGACGAUGUUCUCUUGCGAGCUGUCAGUUUACACGCUUACUGUGAUCAGUCUCGAACGCUGGUACACUAUCGUCAACGCCUUAGAUUUCAACAAGAGGCUGUGCAUGCACCAUGUGGCAAACAUCAUGUUCGCAGGUUGGAUCUUCUCCCUGCUGGUUGCUGUGCUCCCCCUAGUGGGGGUCAACAGUUACAGCAAAGUGAGCAUCUGUCUGCCCAUGGAUAUUGACACGUGGGAUUCUCAGCUGUACGUGAUGAUCGUCCUCUCUCUUAAUGUCCUAGCAUUUGUGGUGGUGUGUUGCUGCUACGGGUGCAUCUACCUGAACGUCUGCAAGCCGCUGCCCGUCAAUCGCAGCAGUGACACAAAGCUUGCCAAGCGCAUGGCUGUGCUCAUUUUCACGGACUUCCUUUGCAAGGCGCCCAUCUCCUUCUUCGCCAUUUCCGCCAGCUUGCACAUGCCCCUCAUCAGCGUGUCUCACUCCAAGAUAGUUCUCAUCAUUUUUCACCCCAUUAACUCUCUCUGCAACCCUUUCCUGUACACCAUCUUGACCAGGCGUUUCAGGAAAGAAAUGGGUCGGCUGCUCCAUCGUUGCGGCGGCGCACUCAAGCUGUUUAAAGAUCAGAGGCAGCAGCUUCAAAGUAACUUGCGUACGAGUAACACCAAGUAAGAAAGCCAGUUUGAGGCUGUGCUGGCGUGCACCUUGGACAGGCGGUCUUGGUCCGCUUGCACUCUGACCAACAAAAAAGCACAGAGAAAUUACAAACAUUUAACACGAAAGGGUCAGCGCCUGCGUCUGAAAAGUUUCUUUACUUUUCUCUGUGCGUGCGUGUCAGCCGCUUUUUAGAGUGCAUUUUAACAACUCGUGUCUGCUCUGAAAAAUAGCACCACAAAGCAACACAGACAGCACGUUUUGACAGUUUGGUAUGAGGUAACGUUUGCUUUGCUGAAACCAAACCAAAUGUGUGUCUUUACCUGUUUGAUUACACACAGCAAAAAUGGAAAUCGAAGCAAGAUUGAACAUCUGCAAUCAAGGUCAAAAUACUUACUUUUGACUAAUAAAAUAUUUUUUCUGACUAGGUUAGACCAGACCAACUAAAAUGGUGUUUCGCCAACCAUAUUUUCCUGUUCUGUUCACACUAUAUUGCUCAUUUAAAGAAGGAUACAGUGAAACCUCGAUUAGCGUUAUUUUUUUUUUUGGUUUGUGUACAAAAUGUAUGCCUAAGUUUUGCCUCCACUGUGAAAUAUUACCAGGAUUUUAAAAGUACUAUUACACAGUAAAAUGCUGUAAUCAAAAUCCCCGGUAAAAUUGCAACAAAUAAUUGUAAAAAUGGACAGUAUUUAACUGUUAUUUCACAGUAAAGUAAUGUAAUCAAAAUCUGCUGUACUUUCACAGAAUGUACGUGUAAAAAUCACACACAUAAUUGUACAGCAGGUGGCGGUAAAGUGAGCGGGAACACUGAAAGGAAGAAGAAGCUGUUCCGGAGUGCCACACCAUGGAGCGUGUCACUACGCAAUACGUACCUGGAACGCAAUCGGUGCCACACAUGUGCCAGGACUACGUCAUUUCCUCCUUUAUUUUACAACAUCGCUUCUGCGUAGUUAUUUUUUAAAAUGUAUGAACAUAAAUGGUCAACAACCAUACUUCGUUUUAUGAGUAACUCUUGUUAAAAUACUUCGUUAGCAUGCGGAUGUUUCUAUCGUCUCGUGACAUCCACCAAGACUGAGCUAUGCACGCAAUGCACGUAGCGCAGAUGUAAACGUCAUAUCAGGUUACGUAUAAAUACAUAAAUUAAAUAGAAUAAAACACAUAAAAUGCAGUGAUACUUUAAUGUAAACAACCAUAAGCAUAAAUAUGUGUCCCUUUCAUUCCUCAUUUGUACGCAUUUCUAAUUGUUUUCUGCAUGGAAAACUAGAAUUGUUACAAUUUUUGGAUGUCUGGAAUGGAUGAAUCAGAUUUACAGUACAUUAUUUCUUAUGGGAAAAAUGUAUUCAGUUAGGAGUACGUUUCGGUUUGAAGGGACUAAUGACGCUAACCAAGGUUCCACCGUAUGUCACAUUUGAGUACAUACGAAAGUAAAGGCUCUAAUCAUAAGCAGUUGUUUAUUUACCUAAGCCGCAAAGAGAACAAGGCGUCAACAGGAAGCAGGCGAUAAUUGGAGCGAAGUUGUUCUGAUAUUUGAAACUCAUUCUGUAUAACUUUUAUUUUUCAUAGUAUAAUAAUGAUUAGGAAAUUAUGACAGUGGACAGGACAAUGUAAACUCUCUUUGACCAAUUGUUUAUUAACAACCUUUAUUGCACAACACAGCAGCAGCAGAACCAAUGUCGUAAUAGUGGUGAGGAGCAAACGGAUGAUGAUGCGUUCAUUGAAAAGAAGAGUACAAGGAGGGUAGCACGCAUGAGAUUCACACUAACCAACAUUUUAAAGCGUAUGCAGAGGUAGAUAAACUCAUGAUAAUUCAACUGCAGGUACUGCCAUCUUGAGUAGUUCAUAAAAACCUACAUCAGGAGGUUGCCUACAGUCACAGAUGUUGAUGUCCGUCGUUUUUGAUCCAACGUUGAUUGGAGACCCCAGUAGUUAUUUACGUUAUUAGUCCACCGACCCAGCAACUAAUCAAAUUGAGGCAUUCAUUGGAGCAUUUGAAUUGGUGAAAAAAAGAACAUGCCUGCUGAGAAAAAGAUCUUGCUACUGAACAAUAAUGAUUUGACUUUAAUUUGAGUUAUUUAAUCUUGCUUAGAGUUCAGUUUUUCCAGAGCGCAACAUGUGCCGUAUCCUGUCUGGACCAGAGUACUGAACUACAAGUGCGAACACAGCCUUUUCUUCUACAUGCGUAUUUGUGUCAUGAGCUGGAUGAUCUCGCGUUUCUUCAAAAGCUUUGAUCAGGUUGAAUAGACGGCCUGCAUUGUCUGCGUGAUCGCCUGCAGUAGAUUUGCACAAUACGUUGGUUUUUUUUUUAAGUGAGACGUUUAUCUGUUCAACUUCAUAUGUCUUAGUGUAUUUGUGCACGUUAUACAGUAUAUUUUACCACAAGGAUCUAGUUUGUGUUUUUUUAAUUUAGCGAGGUUCUUAAUGGGAGGUCCAAAUCCAGCUGGGAGCCUGUUCUUGAGGCCCUGCUGAGGUGCCCUUGAGCAGACAACCCCUGCAUUUCUGUCCUUGAGUCAACAGUGCUGUUGACAGUUUCCUCGUAUCAUGAAUUGUAUCAUGAAUGUGUUUUUAUAGUCUUGUAAUUUCAACCUAUUGAGUAUAUAGUACUGUAGUAUAAUACAAUAUACGUAAAUGAUUUCAGUUGCAAUCUAGGGAACCUUUGUAGACUGUUUUGAGCGCAUUUCAGCAAUAAAAGAUGUUUGAAGCUACUGUUUCUCAUGACACAAAGAGGCAUGUCGUUGUUGAAAGAUUUUGGCAAUUUCCAUUAUGAUAUAACCCAUAUGGAAAAGAUAUAUAGAAAUCUUUAUAAGUUUGUAUGUCUUUUGUUUGAAACUUGUACGUAAUGCAUCAGACAUGGAAACCUGGUAUAAAAUCCUUAGUAAACUUGUACAAAAUGAAACUUGUAUGACUUGGCCAUUGAUCAGAACAAUAUAUGGGAAAUGAUUAUCUUGCAUGAAAAAAAAUGCAAAAGUGGCCACUUUCAAGAGUAAAUCAUAUAAGCCUUAUAUGAUGCACAAUAUUUGAAACAUAAACUGAACGUGAUUGAAGGUUUUUCUACUUCUUUCCCAUAUGAGAAGGCUGUCCUAAAUUACUGCAAAGUACAACCACGUGAAUAAACACAAAUGCGAAUAAUCAGUAAUAUAAAUAUAUAUAUACACACACACACACACACACACCUUAAUAUACAAGGUGUCCCAAAAAACACAGACAUACUUAAAAUAAUUGUAAAUUAGGUGUUUAUUAUAAU
This is a messenger RNA of Dunckerocampus dactyliophorus (ringed pipefish), 5409 nucleotides long. RefSeq names its product lutropin-choriogonadotropic hormone receptor-like. The coding region runs from base 207 to 2186 and encodes 659 amino acids. Gene Ontology annotation, biological process: follicle-stimulating hormone signaling pathway; male gonad development. Gene Ontology annotation, cellular component: membrane. Gene Ontology annotation, molecular function: G protein-coupled receptor activity; protein binding; follicle-stimulating hormone receptor activity. NCBI's taxonomy places the organism in Eukaryota, Metazoa, Chordata, Actinopteri, Syngnathiformes, Syngnathidae. The transcript is spliced from 11 exons. The record is from RefSeq and is a predicted model, not a curated record.